Messenger RNA from Mytilinidion resinicola, 1049 nucleotides. Its product is annotated as kinase-like protein. Gene Ontology annotation, molecular function: ATP binding; protein serine/threonine kinase activity. The transcript has a single exon. Bases 69 to 845 code for a protein of 258 amino acids. The record is from RefSeq and is a predicted model, not a curated record. Lineage: Eukaryota; Fungi; Ascomycota; Dothideomycetes; Mytilinidiales; Mytilinidiaceae. Gene Ontology annotation, biological process: protein phosphorylation; intracellular signal transduction.
AAUGAUUCCUGCGCCUGGCCAUUGUCCUAUCUUAAUCCGUAGCACGUUCUUAUCUCAGCUUCUAAACCAUGUCAUCAUCUACGCCACCACAGCGCGAGCUCCUUAUGGUCGGCAUGAGUUCCAAAACUUACCGCAUCGGAGACAUCGUCAGGAAGGAAUGUCAUGUACUCGUUGAUGACAUUGGUAUCACAGAGGAGAACGUAAAAGCAUGCAAAGCGGAAGCUGACGUUUAUCGCAUCCUGGGUAGCCACCCACUUAUCGCCGAAUGCUUGUCUAUUGGUCCCGAAAACGAAUACGUUGAGCUCAAAUACUAUCCCAACGGCAACCUCAAGGAUUACAUCCAUAUGAAUCUCGCAAACAUCACUGAAUCAGACCUGAAACGCUGGGCCCAUCAAAUGAUUAAAAGUGUCGAAUACAUUCAUUCCAAGGGAGUCAGGCAUUCUGAUUUCAGGCUUGACCAGUGGCUAGUUGACGCAGGCCUUAACACCCGGCUCAGCGACUUCAAUGCAUCGGGAUUUGACGACCAGCCAGACCUUGGAUUGAAAGGAACACGGGCACAAGGAUUCGAGAUCCCAAGCCAUUGCCUCCCUCGAGAUCUUGAGGCGGAUAAUACGGUGGAGUCAGAUCUAUUCGCACUGGGUUCUACACUCUACGAACUCGUAGCUGGCCAUACUCCCUACGAAGGUCUAAGCGACGAAUUAGUUGAGUCGUUGUUUGAGGAAAAAAAGUAUCCGAGCAUGGAAGGGCUUCUGCUUAACGAUAUCAUUAUGGGCUGCUGGAAACGGAAAUAUCCUUCUGCCAAAGACAUCCUCCACAAAAUGUGUGGCAGCCGAAUAACAAGUUGAAUGAAACGGAUGGACAAGGACUAGAGAGUGCAGCUAGACAGCGCGUCGGGUGGUGACUGCGGCGGCCGGGGAGAUUUGGUUUUAAUAUCAUGGAUCUUCUCUAAGUCCUAUCGUGAUAUUUAGCGUGGUGCGAGGAUAAUAGCACCGAGUUCUCGGCAACUGCAUCACGUCAACAACAUUGAAGUAAAUUGAAACUCUGUGAAC